GAAAUCCAAAGCAUCUUUGCUAAACCGGACCGAUCCUUGGACACACUCGCUCUCCGGCCUCACUCAGCCAUGUCCGUGGAGAACAUGAACUUGGCCCACACGGGUCUGGAGAGGAGGGGCAGGACAAACACCAACAGCAGCAACAAGGACCGCGCAUUGAGCGUAGCACAACCCAAUCCCAGGCUUCCCAGCCCGAGGCAUCAGGGCAUUCUGCCCAUAAACCGGAACACCCGAGGACUCCGAGCAUUCAAAACCGGCCUUUGACGCAUUUCCACAAAUAAACCGACAUUGAACCACAAGAGGGCCCAGACGCCGAGCCACUGAUUGCGCCGCUAGAAAUGGACCGCCUACCAGUGGAGAUCACCGCCAACAUCAUCACGUACUUCAUCGCUGAUGUUCGUGGGAGUUACGACAGCGACAUGGGAAGCGACGGCGGUCCAGCGCCCUCGCUUGCCCCUUACGCAAGCGUGUCCCGCGUGUGGCAACACUGCGUCGAGGCCGUGACCUUCGCGCAUAUCACGCUCACCCUGGAGCGCCUGGCGUCGCCACUCGCGGCCCAGGCCUUGACCCCGGAGCGCCUGUACCGCUUCGUACGCUCCGUCCACGUCGAUGUGCUACUGCCGCUGUACGACGAGAGGGCGCGGCAUCGGAUCGAGGAUGAUGCCGACAAGGCCGCCAACGACGCGGUGUUUACUGAUGUUGUGCGGAAGGUGUUUGCUUUGUUGUCGUCGGCGUCGGCGUCGGGCAUGGGCGUGCAGCAGCUGGUCGUGGCUGACGUCGCGACGACUGAUUAUCGCCCCAAAAUCGAGCUUUCCCUGACGGCCCGGUGCCUUAGCGACACAAAGCAACCCGAGGCGAGAUAUGUCACCAAUAUCCGCUACGAAGGCUCGUACCUGGAGUUGAGACCGGCUGCAGGUGAAUCGGUAGAGGACGUAGCGAAUCGCCUACCCGAGGUUCACUGCAUUCCGAAGUUCCAUAUGUCGGGUUUAGAGAAGGUGGAUUGGGAACUUUGUGACAACGAGAGGCGGGAUGCAGGCCUCAGGAAAAGGCUGAGAGCAGAGUUUGCCGAGACGCUACCAAUGCUGCCUUCAAGCCUCCGGGACUUUAAGCUCCGCCUAGCCCUACACAAGCUCUCUCAACGCCUCGUCUGUUUCACCUUAGUUGCUGAAGUCGGUCGCGAGGCCAUUUGGCCAUCCGGGCCUGCAGUACUAAACCACCGCCAUGUACCUUUCUGGCCGAUUAUAAGCCGAUACUCCAUCGACCCGGGAGCCAUCGCCCCGUCGGGUGAAUGGCGCUUCCGGCAACGCACCGGCGGCUCGGCGGACUCGGAGGACGAGAUAGACUCGCCGGACUCAGAUUACAGCGGGCCCCCCGGCGACGAGAUAUUGUAUCCAUUCCGCGAGGAGCACGAUUUGGACCUGGUUGGGCCUUUUAUGCCGGCGCUCCGCGAUAUGCACUUUUCGUUGAGUCCGCCCGUCGGAACAGACAGGUGUCUGAGCAUUUGGUACGACGUAACCGAUAAUGUCUCGCCAGAUAUCGAUUGUCGCGUGGGUAUGGGCCAUAGGCAGCUUGCACGUCGUGGGGCGAAGCUGGUCUUUGAGUGCGAACCCGUGUUUUACCUGGACCAGGAGAUGAUACAGGCUUGGAGGGAAGCAGCGAAAAGCCAUACAGGCACAGAGUCCGGUCUUCAGAUGUUUACCACGGACUAUAGAUGGCAAGCAUACUGA
This is a messenger RNA of Chaetomium strumarium, 1727 nucleotides long. RefSeq lists its product as uncharacterized. The transcript is spliced from 6 exons. NCBI's taxonomy places the organism in Eukaryota, Fungi, Ascomycota, Sordariomycetes, Sordariales, Chaetomiaceae. The coding region runs from base 339 to 1727 and encodes 462 amino acids. The record is from RefSeq and is a predicted model, not a curated record.